UUUGUUUGACUCGGAAAUUACUAAAACACCCACCACCUAUAAAAACUCGCCAUCUGUCCAUCUCUCCCCCAAUUUUCAUUUUCAACUGGCAAAAAAAAUGGGCAACAGUUUAGGGGGGAAAAGAAGAGCGAAGGUAAUGAAAAUCAAUGGCGAAACGUUCAAAUUGAAGACUCCGGUUCAGGCCCGGUCGGUGUUGGAAAGCCACCCGGGUCACGUGCUGUUGGAGUCGGAGUCGGUGAGGCAUCACGGCGCCCGAGCCAAGCCGUUGGAGCCGCACCACGAGCUGAAGCCCAAGCGUCUCUAUUUUCUCGUCCAGCUGCCGAAGUUUCCGGAAGAUAAGAGCGUGCGGAGGGUGAGGUCGGGGAUUCACAUGAGCGCCAAGGACCGGCUCGACAGCUUGAUGCUGGCGCGGAGAUCGGCUUCGGAUCUGUCCACCGUUAAGCCGGUGAGGUUUGAGAUCGAGGAGGAGAGAAAAGGAAUUUUAGAAACCCGCGGUGGCGGCGGACGAGGAGUGAGGGUUACGAUGAGGUUGCCGAAGUCGGAGGUGGAGAGGUUGAUGGCUGAGAGUAAGGACGGGGCUGAGGCGGCGGAGAAAAUUGUCAGCCUCUGCAUGGCGGCCGGCGGCGGCGCUGCGGCGGAGAUGAACGCGGAGGAGUGCAAGCGAGGCCCUAAAUUGCGUGAGAAGCGCGUUGGGUUUUUGCCGAUAAACGAAGGAGACAUCCAUCUCGCUGUGGCCUCUUAGCACCGGAUAAGAAGUCACAGUACCAAAAGCAUACUACACGUGAUGAUUAUUAAAUGAUAUAAAUAUAUAUAUGUUUAUUUUCCGUAUUUUUCUAUCCGAAUUCCCUAGAAGAAUUCUCAGCAACGUAACAGAAUGUUUCUGUGAUCUAUUUGUAUAUGGAAAACUGAAUGUUAGGAUGCUGAGAAUGAGCUGAUCUUUUAUUAGCUUCUUCUUCUAUAGGUCGACUAGGUGAAUUACGAGAGAGAGGGUAGUAGUUUAUAUUAGCUUCGAUUUUGAAGUGAA
Erythranthe guttata (spotted monkey flower) is the source of this 1024-nucleotide messenger RNA. RefSeq lists its product as uncharacterized. The record is from RefSeq and is a predicted model, not a curated record. NCBI's taxonomy places the organism in Eukaryota, Viridiplantae, Streptophyta, Magnoliopsida, Lamiales, Phrymaceae.